UUCUUUGAUAUGUCAGUGAAAUGCACAACAAAAGGAAAGUUUUGUUCACAAUUCCCCCUUGCUUUUACAAAUGCUGCUGGAAAUUACCUUAAGGCAGAAGGCUCACCCAACAUUUGGAGUUCGCUUUUUUGGUCAUUUGGCUUCUAGGCUUAAUAUUAGCAACAUGGUGGCUUCCGGGAGCUUUUUUGAAAAAAGCUUUUCUCUUCUACCCACACAGUCUUAUUUGAGUCCCUUAGUCAGUCCGUAAGCAUGUUUGGAACAGUCCCCAGUGCUCUCUGCAAGGGCUCAUAUUGCAGAACUGUCACAUAUGGGCAUUUGUAGUUAUAAAUACUUGACCAGUCUCCAGGGGUGGGGCUUCCAACCCUUUAAACAACCCCGUGGCCCGUUAUCAAGCUGUUUGCUCCAAGUGCCGGAAUUGGUUGUGGGAGGCCCUCUGUAGCUGAGAAGUAAGUAAAAUGGAACAUAAUGGGUCUGCUUCAAAUGCUGGUAAGAUCCACCAGAACCGCCUGUCGGGUAUGGCCGAAGAUGAAGACCAAGACGCUGCCCUCACCAUCGUGACGGUGCUGGACAAAGUUGCCACCAUCGUGGACAGAGUGCAGGCGAGCCAGAAGAGAAUAGAAGAGAGGCACCGGGUGAUGGAAAACUCCAUCAAGUCGGUCCAGAUCGACCUGCUGAAGCUUUCGCAGUCACACAGCAACACAGGCUAUGUCAUUAACAAGUUGUUUGAGAAAACCCGAAAAGUCAGUGCUCACAUUAAGGAUGUGAAGGCCCGCGUGGAGAAGCAGCAGGUUCACGUGACGAAAGUGGAAACGAAGCAAGAGGAGAUAAUGAAGAAAAACAAAUUCCGGGUGGUGAUAUUCCAGGAGGAGAUUCGGUGUCCAACAUCCCUGUCUAUUGUUAAAGACAAAAACAUAACUGAGAAUCAAGAGGAGGACGAUGAGGAUGUCUUUGAUCCCCCAAUAGAUCUGUCUUCAGACGAAGAAUAUUACGUUGAAGAAAGCAGAUCCACGAGGCUUAGAAAGUCAGGCAAGGAGCGCAUUGAUAAUAUCAAAAAGGCAUUUUCCAAAGAAAACAUGCAGAAGACACGGCAGAAUUUUGACAAGAAAGUCAACAGAAUGAGAACUAGAAUAGUGACCCCAGAGAGGAGAGAGCGGCUAAGGCAGUCAGGAGAGAGGUUGAGGCAGUCCGGAGAGAGGCUGAAGCAGUCAGGGGAAAGAUUUAAGCAAUCUAUUUCUAACGCAGCUCCAUCGAAGGACGCUUUUAAGAUGCGUGGCCUUCGGAAAGCUAAAGGAGGAACGGUUGCCAAAGGUCCAGAAGAGGUCAGGGAGAUGGGCGUGGACAUCAUUGCCGGGAGCCAGUCUCUGGGCCCCAUCAGUGAGCUCUAUGGCAAUGAGCUCAGUGAAACAGACCAUGAGGAGGCCAGGGUGGUGCAUCCUCCCAGUGAAGGGGAGGAAAUCCCAACUCCUGAACCUUUAAGAGUUACUUUUAAACCCCAGGUGAGAGUAGAUGAUGAAUCUCUUUUGGUAGAUUUAAAGCAGUCUUCAUAGGGAGAAAUUAAGUAUAUUUUCAGUGUAAAUCACCUUAAUCAUGCAGUUCUAGUUUAAGUAGUAUAGUCACUUAACCUUUAUAGGCCAUUUAGGAAACAAUAAAUGGUAUGAUUUUUAUUUCUAUGUUUAAACUCAGAAAGGCAAUACCAAUAUUAUAUACACUUCCUAGUAACUUCCUUGGGGCUUCGUUCUUCUCCUCCAGGCUUAUAAGAUUCUAGCAGCAUCCUCUCAUGUCAUUCUCAUGGCAGCUGUGGAUUCUUAAAAGUUUUUUUCUCUUGCACACCAGAAAAAUAGUUUCCUAGAGAGGGCCAGUUAGGUGUUUAGUAGUUGGGCAGAUUUGUGGCCAUGAUUUGCAAGUGAACUUUCAAUUUUGGUCUAGAUUUAAGGGGAUGGCUGACCUCAAAGGGGAUUAUAUCAUCCAUAUGUUCAAAUCAACAGAUUGGUUAGUAAAUUAGCAAUCACACGUCUUUUUUAUGCUUUUGCACGAAGAAUGGAAGUUCUGAAUUGAGCAUUUGGUUCUGGGUCACAGCUGUUCUUACAGUGAGCGCUUGACACGUUGCCUGCUCAUAAGCUCAUCAGUAAAUUGGAGAGGGUAGGCUUGUCCUGCCCAUCUCAGAGCACUGUUGUGAAGAUCCAAGGAAACACUGUGCAUUCUGGGGGAACAAGAAACACAUCCAGUGGAAAUGAGCCCUACUGAUUUCUCAAACACAGAAUCAGACUAAUUCCACCUGAAAAAGUCCUGCAAGCCACGUGGUGAGGACAGAGGUUGGACAGACACUCAAGUUGGUCUUCAAGUCUUUCCACAGAAUCAGCAAUGAAAAAUGUUUAUGUGACAUCUUUUUUUUUUUUUAAUCAAAGAUUAAAAAGAAACCUUGGUUUUGAGUUGGAUCUUAAAUUUUCUUGAAAAGUCUUUUUCUAA
Messenger RNA from Myotis davidii, 2466 nucleotides. It is a transcript of the gene CAVIN4, whose product is annotated as muscle-related coiled-coil protein. NCBI's taxonomy places the organism in Eukaryota, Metazoa, Chordata, Mammalia, Chiroptera, Vespertilionidae. Gene Ontology annotation, biological process: regulation of gene expression. The transcript has 2 exons. Bases 456 to 1547 code for a protein of 363 amino acids. The record is from RefSeq and is a predicted model, not a curated record. Gene Ontology annotation, cellular component: caveola; cytoplasm.